Molecule: messenger RNA, 1705 nt
Organism: Drosophila eugracilis
Lineage: Eukaryota; Metazoa; Arthropoda; Insecta; Diptera; Drosophilidae
Exons: 3
Coding region: 233-1606 (457 amino acids)
Source: RefSeq, a predicted model, not a curated record
UUUGCACACUUUUCGCAUAGGUGUGCUAUAACCAAAGUUUUACCCACUUCUUAACCAGCGGAAAUUGUAUAAUAAUUACGGAAAAAUACUGACCUGGACUCAAUUUGGAUUUGUGUCAGUGCUAGAAAGAAAAUGCUGCAGCUGCAGAAAUCUAUCGUGGCUAGCAAAAGAUUUGGCAACAGCCUUCCAUUCAGAACCAUUCCCCAUCGGGCAACCAAGUGAAGUGGAUAAAAUGGCUUUGGCAGCGACCCCAACAGCAGGACCUUCGCAUGGCGGCUUGGCAAUGACCGUGAAUUCGGCCGGUGGCUAUGAUAGUAUCAAUCAAUACGAGGAGAAUGCCGAGCACCUACGACAGCUGUUCAGCCAGAACAAGCUGGUGUCCUUUAGCAUUGCCCAUAUCGCUUGCUCCGCGGGCAGCAGCAGUGGUGACAACUACAUGUCGGUGGUGAAGCGAGUCACCAUUACCCAGGCGCCAGACAAGGAACUGGACCAGGAGCUAGCCAGAAGUGAAAUUGUCACGGUCAUCGUCAAACGGCAAAUUGCUAGUCUAUCACGCCGGCAGCUCUACAGGUGCGAGGAGGCCUUCAGCAACGAGAUCAGCGCCUACAGACAUUUGACGCCUCUCCUAAACGCCCACAGUCGGCAUCAGCUCUUUCCGGUGUGCCACAUAGCGGAGAGUCAGGAUCGAAGGGAUCCCGAAGGUGGAGAGCCGAUCAUCGUACUGCAGGAUCUUAAAGCCUUGGGUUUCCGCAUGAGAGAUCGUCUGGCGGGAUUGGAAUUAAAUGAUUGCCUCCUGGUUAUGAAGAAAUUGGCUCAACUGCAUGCUGCCUCGUUAGCCGCUAAGGAACUGGAGUCCCCUUCUUUCGAGUUAGAAGCAAAGCACCUCCAGGAGAUAGUCUACUGCGAUGAGGCGACAGACUUCUAUGCCACCAUACUGGACACCUCGGUUCAGCAGGCUCUGGAGAGUCUAGGUGGUUCCAAUGUAGACGACAGUCUGACCACACCGAUUCGUUUGCUUGAAGAAGUCCGUACAAAUUUGUUUGGAAAACUAAAGCACGAGAUUAAUGCCACUGCGGAGGCUCCGAAUAGUGUGAUUUGCCAUGGUGACUUGUGGGUGAACAACAUUAUGUUCCGCUCUGAGCCAGAGGAGGUGAUCUUUUUCGACCUUCAGGCCAUGCGCCGGUCCUCGCCCGUUUUUGACAUUCUUCACUUUAUAUACACCAGCACGAGAAGGAAUCUAAGGGACGUACACACGGAUACUCUGCUGGCAGCCUAUUCCGAAGCUCUUGGCCAGGAACUAAGACAUCAACUGGGCGAUACACCUGCUGCUGAUAGGGUAGAGAACCUAUGCGACGCAUUUUCUCUGCAGCGUCUUAGUGCGGAGUACGUGCGUCAAGUGCACUACGGUCUGGCAAUCGGGAUGUGGAUCCUACCCGCUGUAACCUUCGAUCCGGACAACCUACCCAAUUUGGACGUGAUGAGUGAACAGAAUCUAACGGGUAAGGAGAUCAAAUGCACCCAAACGCUCACAUCCGAGUAUCAUCUGCGCAUUCGGGAGCUCGUGAUGGAGUUCUACGAACUCGGCUAUCUUCAAAUGGGAGAGUAAAACUCGAACAAGUAUUCAUAGUCAUGUAGUGAUAGAAUUAACCUAUAAACUCUAAAGUUUGCAAUAAAUAGAUAAUAGAUUUGCCCUUGAGGAACUAUA